Messenger RNA from Poecile atricapillus (Black-capped chickadee), 2925 nucleotides. It is a transcript of the gene QPCT, whose product is annotated as glutaminyl-peptide cyclotransferase. Lineage: Eukaryota; Metazoa; Chordata; Aves; Passeriformes; Paridae. The record is from RefSeq and is a predicted model, not a curated record. The transcript has 7 exons. Gene Ontology annotation, molecular function: zinc ion binding; glutaminyl-peptide cyclotransferase activity. The coding region runs from base 228 to 1298 and encodes 356 amino acids.
GGGCUGGGCCCGGAGGGAACGCGGGCUGCCACAGAGACUGGCCGGGCUGCGGCUCCAGCAGCCAGCGCCGCUCCCGCCGCAGCCUCCUCCCUCCGUGCCUCCCUCCCUCCCUCCGUGCCUCCUCCGUGACUCCCUCAGUGCCUGCCCCAGUGCCUCCCCCGCCUCCGCCGGCACAGCCCCGGCUCUCUCCUUUGCGCCCCCGGCACUCGGCUCGGCGGAGCGAGGGGAUGGCGGGCGUGGGAGCCCGGCUGCUCGGGGCGCUGUGCCUCGCCGCCUGCCUGCCCCCGGCGCUCGGGAGGGACACCGGAGCGCAGUGGACCCUGGAGAAGUAUUCUCACCAACCAAGAAUUUUAGGUUCUGAUGCUAUUCAAGAAGUUGUGGCCAACACAGAUAUUUCUGAAAUGUGGGAGAAUGACUUGCGCCCUAUCCUGAUAGAAAGAUACCCAGGAUCAGAAGGAAAUUACAUUGUGCGGCAGCAUAUCAAGCACCGUCUUCAAACACUGAAGGCUGGUUGGGAAAUUGAAGAAGAUACAUUUCAGAGAUACACACCAUAUGGCUAUAAAACAUUUUCAAAUAUUAUCAGCACUCUUGACCCCUCUGCAAAACGCCAUCUCGUACUUGCUUGCCACUAUGACUCAAAAUUCUUUGGACAACAGUGGCAGCACAGGGUGUUUGUGGGAGCAACUGAUUCAGCUGUGCCUUGUGCUAUGAUGUUGGAGCUGGCACGUGCCCUGGAUAACAAGCUUCAGUUAAUCAAGGAUGGCUCAACAUCAAGACCAGACCUUUCACUUCAGCUGAUUUUUUUUGAUGGUGAAGAAGCCUUUGUUCGAUGGUCCCCUUCCGAUUCCCUCUAUGGAUCUCAACACUUAGCUCAAAAAAUGGCAUCAACUCCACACCCACCUGGUUCAACAACCACAAACCAGCUGCAGGGCAUAGACCUGUUUGUACUACUGGAUUUAAUUGGUGCACCAAACCCAGUUUUUCCAAAUUAUUUUCCAAACACUCUUCGAUGGUUUCAGAGGCUUCAAGCAAUUGAGCAAAAGCUACACAAAAUGAAUCUGCUGAAGAAUCACCCUGUUGAAAGUCGGUAUUUCCAGAGUACUUUACAUCGAGGCUUGGUUGAAGAUGACCACGUUCCAUUUUUAUUAAGAGGGGUUCCAGUCCUGCAUCUGAUUCCAUCCCCUUUUCCUGCAGUAUGGCAUACCAUGAAGGACACAGAAGAAAACCUUGACAAAGCCACUAUCGACAAUCUCAACAAAAUCCUGCAGGUGUUUGUACUGGAAUAUCUCAACCUUUGACAGACAAAACAUCAAAGAAUUGUACACCAUUCACACUACUGUUUGCCCACCUUCAUACUUGCUAUUUAAUUGCAUUGGAGAGAGUGAAGGUGAAGAAAAAUGUGAUAGUUCUUGCUAGACCGAUUAUUGAUUGAACUGUUCCUGGCCCAUUGGUCCAUUAGCCAAAUAAGAUACCAUUAAAUAAGAGUUAGUUCAUCCUGGAAUGAACUUGAUCUUUCCAUGUUUUAUCUCUAAAUAAAAAAACCUCCAGAAUUUUUCCAGAUUGUUAUCAUUGUUUUUUUGUCACGUAUUAUGAUCCCAGGAGGGAAUGCCUCAUGACUUAAUUGUAUAAUACAGUUUUUACAAGGUGUGGCCAACUUUUGCAGUGUUCAGCUAUGGAAAUUCAUGCCAUGUUUUCAAAAGAGGCAAAAAUCACACCACAGCAGACUUCUACUUUGGGCUGAAACAAACCACCUCAUGUUGACAUGAGUUGCUAGAACUCCUGACACACAGAUGUGAUUUUUAAACCUCUCUGGUCCCUCUCCUCCUUCUCCUACAAAGGCAGCUGCAAGGGUUUUUCUCUGCAGACAGAGAAAACAGAGCAAUAACCCAAAUUCAGUUUUACCCCUAUAAUUUGUUGGAUACUUUUUGAUGGAGAAGGGUGGUGGGGGUUGAUGCCAACAGGAAGGUAUGUGGUAGUUUACCUGUCCUGUGACUGCAACACAGGAGAUAUAAACAAAAGAUCAAGUGGUGUGUGGGAGCAAUGGCCCAGUACACAGCAUUCAGUCAUGUGAGAAUCAUUCGCAAUUUGACCCAAAAAACCUCCGAAACACCACCCACCUGCUGUUUUUAACACAGACUACAACAAAAAUAAUCAUACAGGGAAAAUAAUCACUUUAGAAACUAUAGUUUAUCUAAAUACAAUUUUAAGGCAAAGUGCUAUCAAAAAGAAAAUGUUAUUAAAAGCAAGACAACAGUUUAGACACCAAAAAGAUACCAGUUUAACAACUCUGUGUUUUUACAUUCCUUACUGGAAUUACUUACUAGAUUUAGUGUUACACUGGAAAAAAGAAAGCCUGGAAUGAGAUCAAUGAAAGCCAGAACAACAUUCAAAAGCUAUUGACAGAAUUAUGGUUUCUACUGGUGAGAAAAGGAUAAGAGCAUUUUAAGAAAAAAAUAAAAAUAUCAAGCUGAUAGAAGAAAGAAAAAAUCAGUAUUUUACUGCUACAAACUUCUUCCCUACAAGUUCUACCCUGAGCAAAGAGAUUUAAAAAGAAGGUAAGCAAUGGAGUUGUAGGCCUAUCAGAUUUGGCCUCUAUAUUUUUUCCUAAAACAAAUAUUUUGGAGCCUAAGACAAUAUUUACAUCCGUAUUAUAAAGUUGUUACAGAAAUAGGUAUUUACAGCAAUGAAAAUGUGUAAAAUUUUACUAUUACAGGAUAGCCUGAAAAAUAAAUUUGAUCUGAUUUUGGUAACCUAAGAUAAAAUAAAAGCAUUUUGUGUUUUCCCAUCACUUUUACAUUGGUGAGGAAUAUUUGUCUUACCUGCAACUUCUGAAAUAGAAUACUAGGAAAAUUCAAAAAAAUUAGACAGAUGUCUUUAUUUUCAGGUAUUACUGUACAUCUGUGUAAAUAUAUCAGAGCUUCUUGA